Messenger RNA from Sebastes umbrosus (honeycomb rockfish), 3426 nucleotides. It is a transcript of the gene prlh2r, whose product is annotated as prolactin releasing hormone 2 receptor. Bases 932 to 2188 code for a protein of 418 amino acids. Gene Ontology annotation, cellular component: plasma membrane; neuron projection. The record is from RefSeq and is a predicted model, not a curated record. NCBI's taxonomy places the organism in Eukaryota, Metazoa, Chordata, Actinopteri, Perciformes, Sebastidae. Gene Ontology annotation, molecular function: neuropeptide Y receptor activity; neuropeptide binding. The transcript has 2 exons. Gene Ontology annotation, biological process: G protein-coupled receptor signaling pathway.
CUUAUUCUAGGGAAGGUUUUUCAUGUAUUUCUUUUAGAACUAUUUAUUUGGCUAAUCUGACAGGAUUUGUUUUGUAUAUACUGAUUAUUUGUGCAGAUACAGUGUGAUUUGUUGCUUUUUUAUGAAUAAAACUGUCAAAAUGAGGAUGCUCUAGAGGCGAUGAUGCCAAAAAUGUAAAAAAAAAUUUGCCAUUCGGCCCAAAACAUAUUCAUUUUGAAGACGGAUGUUGUUUUCUUGUCUUGCAAAUUUGAAUAAAAAAACCAUUCAAGUGCUUUCAUUCUCUUUAUUGCUGUCGAAAACAGAUUUCUCGGUGCAAAAAGUAGAAUAAAUCAGCAUUCAUGUCAAGUUUAACGCAUGAAAUCUGAGUGUAUAGUGGCAGGUGAGUAUCUCUUAUUGCUCAGCAAUAACUGAUUGAUAUCAGUGUAGACUACGUGUACAGAUGUUUCAGCAGAUGUUCAAAAAGACAAUUUCUGACAGCCAGUUUGACUCUGAAGAUGGUAUUUCUGCGGUAUUUGGACAGAGCUAAGAGGGAAAGAAGAGCCAAAAAGAUGUUCACAGGGUUUGACGGAUGAUUGGUUAUGAAAGUAUUUUCCAAAGUAUGAGAUGGAAAAUAUUUGGAGAGGCAGAGAGAGAUAGAAAUGUGAGAAGAGCAGAGUGGAGAUAAGAUGAGGCGGAUGAAAGUAAACAGAAGUAUUAUAGUUGAGGGGGACUUACAAGCCCUGCAGCUUUUUAAUGAGAUUGAUUGAGAAUUUUGAAGAUGGACACUAAUUUGUCUCUCUCUCUUCACUAAUCUCUUUAAUCUCCAUAUUUUAUAAUGUUAAUAUCACUUUGGGUUCAAUCAAAAUACUGUUUAAUAAAUUGUGCAAAUAUUUGUAGUCAAUUAUGAUGUAAAAUGAGGUAUCAUAUAUGCAGAAUAUGCAGCAGGUCAUAAAUGGUUUUGUUAUUUAUUCAGGCUCCUGCAGCUAUGGACUGGGAGAACCGAUCCACGGUGAACUCUUCUGCUCCAGACUCUUCUUCAUCUCCAUCCAUGCCUGACUCUUCAUCCUCCUUCUGCUGCAACUCCUCUCAACCCCUGUUCUACACCUCCCCGCUCUCGGCCCCUGCCUUUUCCGGCUUGGACCUCCUGUCCGACCUGAAGCCCGUCUUCAUCCCUCUCUACUCCGCCGUGGUGCUGGUCGCCUGCUCCGGCAACCUCCUCCUGCUAUUUCUCAUCUGGCACAACAAGAAAAGACACAACACCACAAACUUCCUCAUCAGCAACCUGGCGCUGGUCGACCUGCUCAUGUGCAUCUUCUGCGUCCCUUUGACCGCGUCCUACGCUUUUGACCAGCGUGGAUGGGUGUUUGGUCCCCACAUGUGUCACUUUGUGACUGUCAUGCAGUCUGCGGCGGUCUACGCAGCAGUCCUGUCCCUCAUGGCCAUCGCAGUGGAUCGUUACGUGGUCGUGGCUUAUCCCAUCCGCAAAAGAGCGGGGUGCCAGUUCUGCUGGGGGCUGGUGGUCCUGAUCUGGCUGUCCUCUCUGGCUUUGUCCACACCUACAGCACUGCACACCGUCCACCUGGACCUGCGGGCCGCGGGGCUGCAGAUGGCCGUGUGUGAGGAGUUCUGGGAUGGCCAGGAGCGAGGCCGCCUCAUCUACUCCUGUUUCAUUCUCUUCUUCUCCUACUUUGUCCCACUGGCUGCUGUCUCUAUUUCCUACUGUGCUAUAUCAUAUCGGCUGAAGCAGAGGACCACGUCAGGUUUGACGGCGUGUCAAGAGUUGAGAUCAGCAAGGGCUGCAUGGAGCAGACGGAGGAGGAAGACCUUCUUCCUGCUGCUGGUGUCCGUCCUCUGUUUCGCCUUCUCGUGGCUUCCCUUACAGGUGGUGAAUCUGAUCCGUGACCUGGACACAGACUUCUCCAUCUUAGGGAAGAAUUACGUGAACAUCAUCCAGGUGUCCACUCACCUGCUCGCCAUGAGCUCCGCCUGCUACAACCCUUUUAUUUACGCGUCAUUGCACGACAAGUUCCUGUCCUGCCUGUGCCGCCACUUCCUGUCCCGGAGGAGAGGAAAAGGAAAGGACAGGGGUCAAGGGUCAAGCAUCCUGACAAUGUCACACAGAGUGCAGCGCCUUCACACCUCCACGAUGGCGGCAGAUUUAGCAGGUGCUGUUGUAAAUAACGUUAUUCCUCGAGACAACUACGCUUGAAUUGUUGCUCCGCUUGAAUACGCACAAGAAUUUUAUCUGUUGGUGUUUUCAAGAAAUGACUACUAAUACUGGCAGGCAAGUUGAGUGAAAAGAAAAUGAAUUUAAAGCACACUGAAUUUCAAAAACUCACACGGUGGGGUUUCAUAAAACAGCCACAUUGUGUACAGCUGGUCGUAGUCAUAAACAAAAAUACACAACAGCUCGGUCUCUAGAUCUCUAUUUUAACAGCUCGACUGAAUUACUACAGGUUUAAAACAUUAGCCUGCUUUCAUUCAAAGGAAAUGUGUGUAAUAAUUUAUAUUUUUAUCAAAUGUACAGAGGUUUAUGCACUGAAAGUAUAUUUAGCACUGACAAAUAUGCUACUGUGAUCUUAAACAUAUAUACUAUAAACCGUGAUUUUGCUCUUGUCUUUGCAAAAAUACAUUUCUAAUUUCUAAUAAUUUAUGAUUUGUCUAUGUAUGCUGUUCUUAUCUGAAUGUUUCUUUGCCAUUCCUGUCCACUUGUGUAUUAGGAUAAUUGUAUAUGUCUAUUACGUGUGCCGUCUAUUCUAUUUUGUUUAAUUUCAUUCAAUAAACAGGUUUAUUUAAAUCCUUAUAAUGAUAAAGUUUAUUUGUAUAGCACUUAUCAAAUCAGUGUUACAAAGUGCUUUACAACAAAUGCAUAAAACACAACAAUAAAAUACACAUUCAUGUUUGAAUAUUUAAUUUCCUUUGGUGGAAGUGUUCUCUGGGCUUGCCUAAGCACAAAUGUGAAGAUAUUUUCAUAUCGGUUUCGAGUGUUCUCGAGGAGUUUUACAAUAAAAAAAAAAAGGUAAUUUUGAAAUUGGUCUGUACAGUAAUUGCUGCAUUCGGAUGGAUCUAGGCCGGAUCUUUUAAUGAGUGGUCGCACACAGGCAGUCUUCAAAUAUUCUGGGAUACAGCCAGAGGAUAAAGAACUGUUAAUUACUGAGAGCAACCAAGGGGCAGUCACAUCCAUUACUUCAUAGAGACAUUUAGGAGGCAUUAUACCUACAUGACCGGAGGUUCACCACAGUGACCAUGAGCCAAUUUAAAGAGCAUAAAACUUGAUAAAACAGCACAGUUGGGGCUGCGGGCUUCAAUAAAAGAAUCAGGAGGGAGCCACAAUUUGAUUGUAUCUCACUGAUUUUAUCAUAAAAAGGGUUAAAAUUGAAGACAUCCCUCACUAUAUGACUGAUUAAAGGAUUUAAAAGACGGUCCACCGUGUUAAAAAGAGCUCUG